Messenger RNA from Enterobius vermicularis (human pinworm), 1515 nucleotides. The record is from the annotation of a GenBank genome assembly. NCBI's taxonomy places the organism in Eukaryota, Metazoa, Nematoda, Chromadorea, Rhabditida, Oxyuridae.
AUGCCACUUUUCCAGCGUAAUUAUAAGAACAGAAAAAGUAGCAGCCCACAAGAUCGUUCUGAAUUACUCCAGACUACUAUUGAACUUGGUAAACUCGUCAAUGAAACUGAUUUCAAUGAACCAGACGUUCAAAGUCCAGACAGUAUCAAUGCGUACAUUUAUGAACCGGAAUGCUACUUUAGUCUGAUUCAUCAGUAUGCUCGAGAAGGUGAUUUGAACAGCAUUAUCGACGCCUUCAAUAAUGUUAACUUGGCUGAUAGAAAAGCUAUUCUAUCUGCAGAAGAUUAUGAUAAGUUGACUCCUCUUCAUCACGCUUGUCGUUACGGACACAUUGCAGUUGCUCAUUUUCUCAUACAACAAGGGGCUGAUGUGAAUGCACGAGACGAUGAUUUGUUAACACCGCUACACUUUGCUGCUCGUUACAACAUUGGCAGCGAAGUUGGAGGAACUAGACGAAAAUUAAUAUCGUAUCAAAUAAUUGGGGCGCGAAAAUUACAAGGCGCCAAAAGAUGCGGUUUACAAGCACAUGAGGAAGCAGAAAUGCUAAGACACUGUGAUCCAAUCUUGUUUUGUCUAAUUAGCAACGGAGCACGUAUCGAUGCAAAAGACAAAUAUGGUCUGACGCCCCUUCAUUAUGCUGCAAUGAAAAAUAAUAUCAAUGCUGCACAAGAACUAGUGUCAUCUGGAGCUGAUGUCAACUCAAUAGAUCAGAAUCACAUGGCGCCAUUACAUACGGCUGCAGCACAUGGUUCGUUGAGUGUCAUAAAAUUGUUGGCUAAUAGAGGUGCUAAAAUUAUGGCUGUUGAUAAUCGAAAAAAUACACCACUGCAUUUAGCUGCUAGAAGCGGAAACUUGAAGAUUGUAAAAACUAUUCUAGAAGCUACAGUUGAGGCAGAUCGUUUGAAGUUGCUAAAAUUGAGGAACAAUUCCGAGGAUACUGUACUGCAUUUAGCAGCUGAUGCAAAUUGUAUUGAUGUUGUGAAAUUUUUGUUGGAAUCGGGUUGUGACGUCAACGAAACUCGAGCCAUGAGGAAUACAGCAUUACAUUCAGCGGCUAGCAAAGGUUACCGAGAAUUAGUGGAAGCUUUACUUGAGGCAGGCGCAGAUUUGACAGCCCUUAACAAGUUUAAAGAAACACCAUUACAUAAUGCUGCUGCAUACAAUAAAGUUGAAGUUGUUAAAUUCAUAAUUCAACCGGAUAUUCUACUAAAAGCAAAAAAAAUUUUAUCAAUGUUUGAAUCGUCAGGCACUGAUCGGGAUAGCUACGUAACAUUGGCAAAGGGUGAAGUUCUGGAAGCUCCAGACCAUCGUGGUUCAACACCAUUUUUGGUUGCUGUAUCACAGGGACAUUUAGACACUGUAAAAUAUCUGUUGGACAGUGUUUGGUCUAACUUCUCCUCUCAUGUAAAAAGUGAAUUUAUCAACAGUCCAAAUCGUUACCAAGAAACUCCAAUGCAUAUUGCGGCUGCUUGUGGUUUUCUGGAAAUUUGUGAGGUAAAAAACGACAAAUUUUGA